GAAAGGGCUAAUGUACCCGAGGCUGCUGCUACGCCCAUGGAGAAGUUCAUCCAAAAAAUAGAAAGUGAGAAGCCAGUCAGAUACACCGUAGAGGACCUGAAGAAAUUUACAGAAAAUCACAAAACCAGGCUAGGUGCUGGAGGUUUCGGGGAAGUCUACAUGGGAAAGUUUCCAAAUGGAGUAAGAAUUGCAGUAAAGUUUUUCAAAAAGAGAGUAGACAAGAGAGACGAAGAGCAGUUUAUGGCAGAAGUGGGCACAAUUGGAAGAACUUACCAUAUAAAUCUCGUCAGGCUUUUUGGAUUCUGCCAUGACAGAAACAUGAGCGCACUUGUGUAUGAAUACAUGGCAAAAGGAUCCCUUGACAAGUACUUGUUCAGAGAAAGUAAAGCAAAAGCCAUCAAAUGGGAGAAGCUUCAUGAAAUCGCAGUGGGCACAGCAAAAGGCUUAGCAUAUUUGCAUGAGGAAUGCCAGAAAAGAAUCAUUCAUUAUGACAUAAAGCCUGAAAAUAUUCUCCUCGAUGAAAACUUCAUCCCCAAAGUGGGAGAUUUCGGGCUUGCAAAGCUGUGCAACAGAGAGAGCACUCAUGUAACACUGGCAGAGAAAUUGUGGGGAACUCGUGGCUACUCAGCACCAGAAAUCUACUACAAGAAUCAUCCAGUAACAUACAAAUGCGAUGUGUAUAGCUUUGGGAUGGUGCUGUUUGAGAUCAUUAGCAGGAGAAGGAAUACAAUUGUUCAUUCUUCUCGGGACAGCAUUGAUUUUUUUCCUCAACGUGUAUGGGAGGAAUAUGAGAAAGGUAAACUGGGUUCAAUGGCGUUGGCCUGUGGGAUUGAAAGGAGACAGCAGGAGAAAGUAGAGAGGAUGUGUAUGGUGGCAUUGUGGUGUGUGCAAGACUUGCCUGAGGCGAGGCCACAGAUGAGCGAUGUGGUGAAGAUAUUGGAGGGAGGAAUGGAGAUUUUGCCACCUGCAGAAAAACCAUUUCAAUAUUUGUUCCCAGCUGCAAGGACGGCUGUGCUUAAUCCAAUACCAGAGAGUAGUAGCGAUGGAGGCACAAGGGAAGAAAGUCAGCCUCGCCGGUACAAGGAGCGCACCACUCCGAUCAUGGCCAAGUAUGAAAUAGAGAUGGCUACUUCCCAACAAUAA
Messenger RNA from Mangifera indica (mango), 1143 nucleotides. RefSeq names its product rust resistance kinase Lr10-like. The coding region runs from base 37 to 1143 and encodes 368 amino acids. Gene Ontology annotation, biological process: protein phosphorylation. Gene Ontology annotation, molecular function: protein kinase activity; ATP binding. The transcript has a single exon. The record is from RefSeq and is a predicted model, not a curated record. NCBI's taxonomy places the organism in Eukaryota, Viridiplantae, Streptophyta, Magnoliopsida, Sapindales, Anacardiaceae.